GCGGUGUGGGAUGGGGGAUGCGGUGAGGCGGCAACGAUCGGGGCCGCGUGGUGGCUCCCCGUGGGGCGCGGUGGGGUCACCGCGUGCCGUGAGGACACACUCAAACCCACCGUGCAGCUCCCUCCCGUCUCUCCGCGUUGGGCUGCAGGUGGGCACGGAGGCCCCGAGCGGCGAUGGCCGCGGAGGAGCGCCGGGAUCGGGGGGCAGCAGCGCCCUGCCCACAUGAGGGGGCUUUGGUGGGGAGCGGGGCUGCGGGCUGCCCGGCAGAGCCGAGCUGCGGCGAUGUGGCCGGUAUGUGUGUGGGCGGCAGGCAGGGUGGGGGAGAAGGAGGGAGAGGAAGCGGCAGAGGCAACAGCUCCUUUGAUAAGCAGCUUCCUGAACACUUUCAAACCCCCGGGUUCAGACCGACGUGCACAGCGCCCGCGGCCCCGUGCCGGGACGGUCGGAGCCCACGCCUCGGGCCGCAGGUAAGGCACCCCCGGGCUGGGGCACGGCCGCGAGGGUCCCUUUGGAGAGGCGAGCCCCGCAGCAGCAGCAGGCCUUGGCACGUGUGCUCGCUGCAGGCGGUGCAGGUGCCCCCCGCAGGGAUGCUGGUGGGGAGGUGGGAUGUGGGGACGUGGGAUGCUCCUGGGGCAGAUGCCGGGAGCAGAAGCUCAUCUCAGGGUCCUCCUGUGUGCCUUCAGCUCGGCUGGGGCCUUUCCCAGGUGUUUCCUGGGUGAUGCUGUGGUCCCAGCCUGCUGCUCCCAGCUAUGAGGGGUGCCCGUGGCACUGAGGACAACUGUGGGGUCAGCCAGGAUUGACCCUGAGUGCUUCAUCUCAUGCCCCGCUGUGUUUCCACCCCGCACGGCCAUGGCCACACUGUGACCCUCCCUGCUCCAGCCCCAGCUUUGUCUGUGCCCAGUUCUCUGUAGGGAUGUCCCUGAGCCUCUGGUCCAUUUGGUACCCUGCUAUGUGCCUAUUGAGAGCUCUGACCCUGCAGCAUCCCCAUCCCAUUGGGUCCAUCUCUCCUCGCAGAGGAAGCUGGGGAGGAGAAGGAGCUUUGCCACCCUGAGCUGCUGCCUGCGCCAUGGGGACGUCUGCCCAAAGAAGAACCAGCAUCACCCACAUCUCCCUGCCAGGGGCUGUUUGGGGCUGCUGGUGGUGGAGCCUUGGCAGCCUCCUCCAGCCAGACCACCCCAUCACCUCUUGCUCAACCAUUCAGAUAGAGCAGUUUCCUCUUGACAGUUGCUGAUACUUGAGGGAUGGAGGAAGCUGUCCCAGGGCCGUUCCCCCCACCCCAAUCCUUCCUCCUGGUGGGGUGCUACAGGCACUCUCUCCAUGCCACCCGUGGAUGCUGGAGUCCUGGAGCCCUGAUGCCACGGCAACGAGGACCCGAAACACCUCCUCUGCUUAGGGAUUUUCUCAUCCUGGUCCAGCAAGGGGUUCACCAGCCAGCCUCCUUGUGUCUCUCUCAUCUGCCCUGUGUUUUCCAGCCGCUUCUCCUCUGAUGGCAACUCCUUCCCUCGGCAGCUGAGGCCCCCUCACUCCCACUCCUCGUGCUUCAGGGCGAGUGCUUCGUGGCUGCCGCAGCAUGGUCCAAGCCUGCUCAGUGUGCCACAGAGCUCAUAACAGCAGCCUGACAGCCCGGGUGGCCACCAAAGCCAUGGACAAGGCAGACAAGCCCAGUCCCUCUGCGAAGAAGCACGUGCGGCUCCAAGAGAGGAGGGGCUCCAACGUGUCGCUGGUGCUGGACAUGAGCUCGCUGGGCAGCGUGGAGCCCAUCCAGCCCGUAUGCACCCCACGGGACGUCACACUGCAGUUCCUGAGAACAUCCAGCCACGUGCUGAGGAUGGAGGAGCUGCAGCAGCGCGCCCAGAACCUAGCACAGCUCCAGGAGGAGUUCUCGAAAAUCCCACCCAACUUCAUCAGUCCGGAGGAGCUGGAGAUCCCUGGACGUGCCUCCAAGGACAGAUACAAAACCAUCCUCCCCAAUCCUGAGAGCCGGGUGUGCCUCAGGAGGGCAGGGAGCCAGGAGGAAGACGGCUACAUCAAUGCCAACUACAUCACGGGCUAUGCAGGACGUCCCCGGGAGUACAUUGCCACCCAGGGGCCCAUGCUGAACACCGUGACUGAUUUCUGGGAGAUGGUGUGGCAGGAGGAAGCACCCAUCAUCGUCAUGAUAACCAAGCUCCAGGAGCGCAAGGAGAAAUGUGUCCACUAUUGGCCUGAGAAGGAGGGCACCUACGGCCCCUUCACCAUCCGUGUGCAGGGGAUCAGCGAGUGUGCGGAGUACGUGGUCCGCAGUCUGUCCAUCCAGCUGGAAGGUGAAUGCCGCCACGUCAAACACGUCCUCUUCCCUUCCUGGCCAGACCAGCAGACACCUGAGUCAGCCAAGCCCCUGCUGCACUUGGUGUCCAAAGUGGAGGAGACGCUGCAGGCUGCAGCCAGCCCAGGGCCCAUCGUUGUGCACUGCAGUGCAGGCAUCGGUCGGACGGGCUGCUUCAUCGCUACCAGGAUUGGGUGCCAGCAGCUGAAGGACAAGGGAGAUGUGGACAUCCUGGGAAUCGUGUGCCGCCUCCGCAUCGACAGAGGCGGGAUGAUCCAGACCAGUGAGCAGUACCAGUUUCUCCAUCACACACUAGCCCUGUAUGCUUCCCAGCUGCCAGAAGCAGGGGGCCAUUAGCACCCGGCUCCACCACUCGCUGCCUCGCCCUGAACCCCCCCAGUGCCAAACCUGGGACAACUCUGCUGAAUCUGCUCCUGCUGCACCCGGCCAUGAGCCUGAGCCUCCCACAGGCUGAGCGAAGCCGUUGGGAUUGUGGCCCCACAAGCAGGUUUGGGGUUUGCACAAGGCAUGCGGCAGGAUGCACCAUGCAGAAGAGCAAGCUGCGCACAGGAUCUGCCUGCUAGAAAUAAACAGAGCUUCUCCUCCAGCUGCACAUCAUCUGCGGGCAGAAGUUGGGACACGCAGGGCUCACUCCCAGCACACUCCUCAAUGGUCUUCCUGCUAAAGACACACCUGGAGGAUUUAGCCCAAAGCUGCACUGCUGGCUGCCUUCGCUACAUGGCCUGCUUUCUUCUCUGCCUUCAGCCAUUGCCUUCCCACCUGCCUUAAAGUAGGGGAUACUCCUAAGUGUGUCUGCACGUCUGCAAGCACUAUGCUCCGAAUUGUAACCAGCCUCAUUACACGAGGGUGGGUGUUUGUGUUCUUGGGCUGUGGGUUUUUUUUUGUUGUUGGAAUCAGAGCAAAAUAAUACACCUGUUUUGUUGUUUCUUUUUCACUGUGUAAAUAGAAAAGUUUCAUCCUUAACUCUGCAGUUCUCCU
Molecule: messenger RNA, 3304 nt
Organism: Phasianus colchicus (ring-necked pheasant)
Lineage: Eukaryota; Metazoa; Chordata; Aves; Galliformes; Phasianidae
Source: RefSeq, a predicted model, not a curated record